Messenger RNA from Fonsecaea multimorphosa CBS 102226, 951 nucleotides. Its product is annotated as S-methyl-5'-thioadenosine phosphorylase. Gene Ontology annotation, biological process: nucleoside metabolic process. Bases 1 to 951 code for a protein of 316 amino acids. The transcript has 4 exons. The record is from RefSeq and is a predicted model, not a curated record. Gene Ontology annotation, molecular function: S-methyl-5-thioadenosine phosphorylase activity. Gene Ontology annotation, cellular component: cytosol. Lineage: Eukaryota; Fungi; Ascomycota; Eurotiomycetes; Chaetothyriales; Herpotrichiellaceae.
AUGGAGGUCAAAGUCGAGCCAGAACACAUAUCGACGACAUAUCCAGGUCCCGUCCACAUCGCCGUGAUAGGUGGCACUGGGCUGGAACACCUGCCGGACUUCCACAAAGCCGCCGUUCUGACCGUCGACACGCCCUGGGGCUCGCCGUCGUCGCCCAUCACCAUCCUGGAACACCCCUCCCCGACCACGGGCCACCCGAUCCCCAUCGCCUUCCUCGCCCGCCACGGCCCACACCACGCCCUCGCGCCCCAUGAAGUCCCCUCCCGUGCGAACAUCGCCGCCUUGCGCCACAUCGGCGUGAGGUGCAUCAUCGCCUUCUCCGCCGCGGGCAGUUUGGCCGAGGAGGUCAAGCCGAGGGAUUUUGUCGUCCCGGACCAGGUCAUUGAUCGAACAAAGGGGGUCAGGCCGUGGACUUUCUUCGAGGACGGCGUCGUUUGUCAUGUCCCCUUUGCGGACCCGUUUGAUGCAAAGGUAGGAAACGUGGUGAGACGGUGCGGUCAUAGUUUGGAGGGAGAAGGGGUGGUCUUGCACGAUUCGGGAACUUUGGUUGUUAUGGAGGGACCACAAUUCAGCACUCGCGCCGAGUCGAACUUGUACCGCCAAUGGGGCGGUACCGUUAUCAAUAUGUCGACCUUGCCAGAGGCCAAGCUCGCUGCCGAAGCUGAGAUUGCCUAUCAGGUCAUCCUAAUGAGCACGGACUACGAUUGCUGGCACGACGUCCAUGGCGACGUUUCGGUCGAGAUGGUCAUGGGCCACAUGCGGGCCAACGCCGUCAACGCCCGCCGCUUCAUCGCUGCCGUUCUGGAUGAGCUCUCCAAAGAAGAACACGAUGACCUUGUCCGAGCCACGCAUCUUGCCGAGGGAAGGAAGUUUGGCGUCAGUACAUACCCCGAAGGACGUGGAGAGAAGGCACUGGAGAAAUUGAGGUGGUUAUUCGAGGGCUAUUUCUGA